Messenger RNA from Papilio polytes (common Mormon), 575 nucleotides. RefSeq lists its product as uncharacterized. The record is from RefSeq and is a predicted model, not a curated record. Gene Ontology annotation, molecular function: odorant binding. The transcript has 5 exons. Lineage: Eukaryota; Metazoa; Arthropoda; Insecta; Lepidoptera; Papilionidae. Bases 68 to 523 code for a protein of 151 amino acids.
CCUCUCUCCAUUCGAGGACAAACUCGCGAGUUGAAAGCUCAUUGUUGAAAGAGGACACAAGUGCAAAAUGAUUCGAUUAUUUUCAUACCUUACGUUGUUUAUUUUGGUGAGUGUUCAAAAGAUGACAAAAGCUGAUGUCUUUGUACAAGCAUCGAACAGGGGAGCAACUCUGAAACCCAUAUCAGCUUGCUGUGAUAUACCUGAAUUAGGAGAUCUGAAACACUUAGCAGAAUGCUCAAAUCCGAGGCCUGUAGGACCGUGUAAAGAUGUGGAGUGUGUUUUCGAGAAAUCCGGUUUUCUAACUGACAAAAAUACUCUAAACAAGGAAGCGUAUAAGAAACACCUUCUAAAGUGGCUUGAAGACAACAAGGGAUGGACAGUAGCUAUAGAAAAAGUAAUCAAUGAUUGUGUUGAGAAAGAUCUUAGACAGUACCUCGAUUACCCUUGCAAAGCUUAUGAUGUGUUCGCGUGUACUGGGAUUGCAAUGCUAAAGAAAUGUCCCAAUGAGUUUUGGAAAUGCUGAUUGCUGAAUUUGAGAUGAAUUGUAUUUUGAUAUUAAGAACCAAAAAAUCGAA